Messenger RNA from Colletotrichum abscissum, 495 nucleotides. RefSeq lists its product as uncharacterized. The transcript has a single exon. The coding region runs from base 1 to 495 and encodes 164 amino acids. NCBI's taxonomy places the organism in Eukaryota, Fungi, Ascomycota, Sordariomycetes, Glomerellales, Glomerellaceae. The record is from RefSeq and is a predicted model, not a curated record.
AUGACCGCCUCUUCUCUCUCUGCAUCGCUUUCCGCGCACGCCCUUACACACCCCCUUCGACUACCGUUGCCUUACUCCGCUAGUCUCGCUCAAAUGCCGUACGAAGUACUGUUGCUGAACACGGCAGGAGGGACAUGGAGAGGAACAGACAGCUUCGGUCCCGAGCAGGCGCAUGGCCGCAUGGCAAAAAAACGAAAAGCAACGACAGGGUCUUGGCGUGCAUCUUCGUUUCCUCUCUCCUCUACUGGGGCAGCGGAGGCGAGGAGGAGCCGCCUUGGUCCCACGGACACCGCGGUUUGUGACUCUAGCUCUUUGAACCUCCGCAGAUCCUACCGGAUGCCCAGGCUACACUACUGGUUCCUCUCACGCGCAUCACACCUCCUCCCCCAGAGCCGUGUAUCCCCCUCCAUCCCACAACUCUGGUCUGCUUACCUUACCUCACAUCCCAACAGCCUCAGCUCGCGCGCACAUCUUCUCGCCCUGUCCGACCCUUGA